This is a messenger RNA of Lytechinus variegatus (green sea urchin), 2162 nucleotides long. RefSeq names its product galactose-3-O-sulfotransferase 3-like. The record is from RefSeq and is a predicted model, not a curated record. Bases 81 to 1718 code for a protein of 545 amino acids. NCBI's taxonomy places the organism in Eukaryota, Metazoa, Echinodermata, Echinoidea, Temnopleuroida, Toxopneustidae. Gene Ontology annotation, cellular component: membrane. Gene Ontology annotation, molecular function: galactosylceramide sulfotransferase activity. Gene Ontology annotation, biological process: glycolipid biosynthetic process. The transcript is spliced from 4 exons.
AAGACGAAAAUGUCUGAGAUGUGCCGAGGGCUGAUGAAUUGGGAUUGACAUUGAUAUACCAAGUGGCCUCCAAUAUCAGGAUGAAGUGUGGUGUUAUGGGUACAUGCAUGACCAUAGCAACAUACAGAUCCUGUAUGAGAGCAUGCACAUCCAAGAACACAUUUCUACUGCUAGUUGUCUUGACAACCGUUCUGAUGUCAUACACAAUCUUACAACUAAACCAAGGAAUAGCAAGCUCAAACAUUCUACGGUCUAAUGGGACAUAUCUACAAAGCUGGCAACUCCCUGUGCACAAGCCAGUGUUAAUCCACAAAAGCUGUGGAAAGGAAAGUAAUGCACCCAUUGCAACAAGCAGAAUUCAAAGGGGUUUUCCUACAUCAUGUUGCGCGGUUCAGAAUAUCGCUUACAUAAAGACAUUGAAAACGGGCUCGACGACCAUAAUGUCAAUAAUCAAUAGAUAUGGAUUCUUUCAUAAUUUGUCUUUCAUUUUGAAUCGACAGUCGUCAACAAAUGGCCAUUUCUACCACCUCCCGUUCACGGAGAAAACGGCGGAAACACAUUUCUUGCCUCCUAUCCACGUGGCUGAGAAUGAUUAUCCAAACUAUAAAAACUACAAUAUGAUGGCGGUCCAUGUUCGUUAUCAGCGGCCUGUAAUGGAUAGGUUCUUUGCACAAGGUACAAAAUACAUGACAAUUAUUCGUGAUCCUGGUGUGCAGUGGGAAAGUGCUUUUAAUCAUUUCCAAUUCCAUGAUGCAAUUCUAGUUAACAUAACCGUCAAGUCAAAUCCAAGUGCAAUGAACAAUGAAACGAGUACCUUGGGUAACUCCACGUUUCGUAGCCGAAAUCCCAGAUUCAAAGGAUGUCGAAAAGAGCUCAUGAAGACAUCGCAAAAAGGCUCAUCCAUAAACCAGACCAAUUGUACGAUUUUUGAGCUUAUAGAAGAGUUUAUGUCGCGACCGAAAUUCUACCAGGAUCGUUUGCUUUUCUUGCCUUGGGAACAUGAAAUUGGAAAGAGAUGGGCAUACUCUAGGAACAACCAGAUUUACGAUCUUGGUUUGGACCCUCAAUACCACGAAAAUACGACCGCAGUGAAAGAAUGGAUACAAAAACUUCAGGACGAGUUAAGCAUGGUCCUUAUCAAUGAAUACUUUGACGAAUCGCUUUUGAUAAUGCGCAAGCUCUUCUGUUGGAGCUUCCAAGACAUUGCAUACAUCGCCAAGAAUAUCCGGAUCAAGGAUACGCGUCCAAGCAUGAAAGAUUCUCUAAGAGAUAGAAUACGCGAGUGGAACGCCGCGGAUAUGCUCUUGUAUCAAUCCUUUAACCGCACGCUUUGGUACCGUAUUGACAACUACGGACCAGGCUUUGAAACCGAUCUUACUUACUUCAGGAAUCUUCUGGAAUCGUUAUUGCAGAACUGCACACAGGAAACAGAAUCGACAAAGUGGGACAAGGAUCAUCUCUUUGGCCACCAGGAGCGCGUGCCGCGCAAGAAUGCUUCGUUGUUCUGCCGAACGCUUGCUGAAUCUAAACGUGAAUUACAUAUGAGAGUUUAUUGUAGGCAAGACGUCAAUAGAAGUACGGCAGCAUGUAAAGUACGUAAGAAGCGAGUGAAAGUUGGCAAAGCCAAAGCAAAUCGCACGAAUCUAUCAACGAAGAAGAAGAAGGGUAAAAGGAGGAUUUCCGUCAUUUCCAAGAAAAAAAUUCAAGCAAGUCACUGAAAAGAGACAAUAAAAUCAUGUAGUAGGGCCAUGAUAAAAUGAACCAUCGUGGUGAUACUUUGGAAAAUUUGCCACACCUGAUCUUUCGGCUUUAUACUAUCUGCGUUCAUAUUUUAUAAGACAAGGAAGAGCUUUCAUCUUGGUGUCCAAUGUCUUGUAGUCACCUUGACAGUCUGAGGGCGCUUUUCUCAAGAUGGCUUCCGAAUUCAUCAAUGUAUAAUGAUUAAUUACAGCAUUCCCUCCAUGUAAUCACAUUAAAAGAUCGGGGUCAUUAGUAUGCUUCAAAUGAAAUAUAAAUCAACAAAACAGGAAUAUCAACGAUUUGAUCAAAACUGCAAUUUGUCGAGAUGGCGUCAGCAUAAUUGCCAGCUCUACCACUCUUAAAGAUAAAUUCCAGUUUUGGUAACGAUCUCAAAAUGACUUUUUACAGAAUCCAAUAUAAUG